AUGGUCCAGCAGCAUGGACGACUGCACGCCAAGACCCUGACGUUGAUGAACCACCAAGCUUUGGCAUAUCGGGAUGUGGACAAAAACGAAGAAGCCUUGCAGCUCUACAGAGAGGUGCACGACGGAUGCAAGGAAACACUCGGAAUGCAGCACCCCUACACGUUGGCCAGCAUCUCAAACCUGGCAAACAUCUUAUUCGAGAUGGACCGACUGGAGGAGGCCAGGCCUCUACUAGAGGAGGCGCUGGAAAGACAAUCUGAGAUGCUUGGCCCGAGGCAUUUGGAUACCUUGCAGACAGCACACAGCUUGGCGCUCCUAUUCGAAGAGCAGGGGCACCUCGACAAGGCUGAGCCUCUAUACAUUCGGGCCUACGAGGGCCAGAAGUCCUCCCUGGGUCCAAAGAAUCCGACUGUCUUGCAGACGGCAGUCAACCUUGCUGGUCUCAAGCAGGCAUGUGGUCGGCUACGAGAGGCGGAGGACCUUGACAGAGAGGUGAUGACAGGAUGUCGAGAGCUGCUGGGGGACCGUGACGUUCAGACGCUACAAAGUGGGAACUCCUUGGCCAGGUUGCUGCACGAGCAGGGCAUGCUGCAAGAAGCUGAAGAGUUGCUUCUGGAGGUGCUGCAGGCUCGCAUUGAGUUGCUGGGUGACAAUGAUCCUGCCACCCUUGCAAGCCUGAACAAUCUGGGUGGCUUGUAUUACACAUGGGGACGGUUCAGCGAGGCCGAGCCGCACUUCUUUGCAGCUCUGGAAGGGCGCAGGGCCGUCCUCGGCCUGCUUCAUCCCGACACGCUGCAAAGUGCCAACAACCUGGCUUCGCUGUUUCAGGCACGGGGUCGUCUAGACAAGGCAGAACCACUUUUCAGAGAAUCUUUGGACGGUAGGAGAGAAGUGCUUGGAGUGCGGCAUCCAGACACGCUUACGAGCUGUAGCAAUCUGGCAGUGCUCUUGCAUGCAAUGAAUCAGCUACAAGAGGCAGAAGAGCUGAUGAAGGAGGCGCUGGAGGGCCGGCGCCAGGUGCUGAGUGACCAUCACAGGGACACCCUUACCAGCAUCAACAAUCUCGCAGGGUUGAUGCGUUCCCGCGGCAAGCAUGUUGAUGCAGAACUUCUGUAUCAGGAGGCCCUCACUGGUCGGAAGAAGCUGCUGGGAAAUACCCAUGUGGAUACUUUGAUGACGGCGAACAACUACGGUCUUUGCCUUCUGAACAGAGGUCUGCUCAAGGAGGCGGAGGCCAUCUUUUUGGAAGUGCUGAAAAAUUGCCGAAAGACGCUAGGAGUCAAGCAUUCGUACACACUGACCUGUGCGAACAGCCUUGGUGGGCUUUUGCACGAGGCCGAGAGGUAUGAUGAAGCUGAGCCACUCUUUCGGGAGGUGUUGUCCGGAUUGCGAUCCCAGCUUGGUGACAAGCAUCCAGACUCUCUGACUGGCGCAAACAACUUGGCGGUCCUUCUGUUCGCAAAGGAAGAGUUUGCUAAGGCAGCUGAGCUCUUCCAGGAAGUUCUGACUGGUCGGAGAGCGCAGCUGGGCGACAAGCACCCAGACACGGUCCAGGCAGCACGGCACAUGGCUGCUGCGCAGCAGGCAAGGGCCCGCUGCUGCAAACGAUUGCAAACCCAUACUUGA
Symbiodinium pilosum is the source of this 1626-nucleotide messenger RNA. NCBI's taxonomy places the organism in Eukaryota, Dinophyceae, Suessiales, Symbiodiniaceae. The record is from the annotation of a GenBank genome assembly.